This is a messenger RNA of Dibothriocephalus latus, 609 nucleotides long. NCBI's taxonomy places the organism in Eukaryota, Metazoa, Platyhelminthes, Cestoda, Diphyllobothriidea, Diphyllobothriidae. The record is from the annotation of a GenBank genome assembly.
AUGGAGGGCCUGAAAGCCACCCAGAGCAGAGUGAACGAGGCUCACGCCUCUGGCGCUCACUUGCUAGAGGACAUAACGGAGCUUAUCCGACUGGGUGGAGAGAUUCGUCAGCACUUCAGUGCUGCCUGUCCCGAAAAGGCGGAGGAGGAAAGUGUUAACGCGACACGAUCAGACAGCACAGGCAGCAAUGACAGUUUUGAAAGCGACGGCUCUUUCGGACUCGCAAUUUCUGCUUACCUUCUUGAGGAGGCCAGGGAAGACAUGCUGCGCCUGGCUGAACCGUCAGACUAUGAAGCCAGCUCCCUCCACCAGACCGGUGAAGAUGCCCUGCUCCAUCCAUCUGCGGCGGAGGAGAAGGAGGAGGACGCUUCAGACUCGCAUCGGCCCGCUUGGGAAGAUGCUCCAGGUUCACCGAGAACAUCGAACCAAUCCACAGAUGGCACUUCAAUAUUUGAUUCCUUACCCGAUUUUAUUGAUGUACGCCUCACUAGUCUGAAUCGGCUUGAGGAAUUGGCGCGAAAUUUGCUGGGCAAGGCAGCUGACAAACUGAACCGCCUGGUUCAGCUCUAUACUGAGAUAAAUGAGGUAGGUGACUUUUUAGAUGUUUGA